Messenger RNA from Polyodon spathula (Mississippi paddlefish), 4387 nucleotides. RefSeq names its product ferroxidase HEPHL1-like. Gene Ontology annotation, cellular component: plasma membrane. The transcript has 19 exons. Gene Ontology annotation, molecular function: copper ion binding; ferroxidase activity. Gene Ontology annotation, biological process: iron ion transport. The record is from RefSeq and is a predicted model, not a curated record. Bases 128 to 3433 code for a protein of 1101 amino acids. NCBI's taxonomy places the organism in Eukaryota, Metazoa, Chordata, Actinopteri, Acipenseriformes, Polyodontidae.
GGGCGAGUCCGGACUUUCUAGGAUUAUGCAAUCAAUGCCAGUCGCUACUGAGAUUACAUUGCUGCCUGAGCGCUGAGCAUUUGCCUUCAUGAAGACUGAUCUACCGUUAUAAAUACACCGCUGUAUCAUGAACACAUCCCAGCGCCCCUGGGUUUUCUCGCUUGUUGCAACUCUCUGCUUCACUUUAGUACGCGUCAACGAAUGCAGGACCAGAAUCUACUACAUAGGAAUCAAAGAAGAAUCCUGGAAUUAUGCACCGAGUGGCAAAAACAUUAUAAAGGGACUCAGCAUUGAUGAGGACAAACAUGCUUCAGUGUACCUGCAGCAAGGGCCACACAGAAUAGGAAGCGUGUACAAGAAGGCUGUGUAUUCGGAGUACAGAGAUGGCAGCUAUACUCAAGAGAUCCCCAAACCCAAAUGGCUUGGGUUCCUUGGGCCAGUGCUAAAGGCUGAGGUGGAAGAUGUGAUAGUUGUCCACUUGAAGAACUUCGCUUCCCGGCCUUACUCCCUGCACCCCCAUGGUGUGUUCUACGAGAAGGACUCUGAAGGUGCACUGUAUCCUGACGGGACAUCUGGAAAACAAAAGAAGGAUGAUUCUGUGCCUCCAGGAGGAAGUCACACCUACACCUGGCGAGUGAAGGAGCAAUACGCCCCCACUGAGGACGAUCCAAACUGCCUGACGUGGGCCUACCACUCUCACAGAGAUGCACCCAAGGACGUUGCCUCAGGACUGAUAGGCGCUCUCCUCACUUGUAAAAAGGGUGUCUUACAGGGGCAGUCCCAAGAUCGGACAGACGUUGACAAAGACUUUAUCUUGAUGUUCACUGUGGUGGAUGAGAAUCUGAGCUGGUACCUGGAUGAAAACGUAGAGGCGCACUGCACAAACCCCUCCACCGUUAACAGGGAUGAGGAGGAGUUUCUGGAAAGUAACAGAAUGCAUGCUAUCAAUGGCUAUCUGUUUGGAAACCUGCCUGGUCUUGAGAUGUGUGCUAACAAGAAGGUGUCCUGGCACAUGCUUGGAAUGGGGAGUGAGGUUGAUGUCCACUCUGCUUAUUUCCAUGGGCACACCGUCUUGGACAGGGGUCACAGAAGUGAUGUCAUCAGCCUCUUUCCAGCCACGUUUGUGACCGCAGAGAUGAUCACAGAGAACGUUGGGAAAUGGAUGCUGACCUGUCAAGUUAAUGACCACAUACAAGCUGGGAUGCAGGCGCUGUAUCAGGUGUCAGAAUGCAGUGCCGGAGUUCACAAAACGCCCUCUAUUGGCAAAGAGAGGAAGUACUACAUUGCUGCUGAAAGUGUAUUGUGGAACUACGGUCCUUUGGGUUACAGCACUUAUGAUGGUCUAGCACUGAAUGUUACUGGAAGUGAGUCUGAACCGUUCUUCGGUAAGAGUGGGGGCAGGAUCGGAGGAGAGUACAUGAAGCUUGUUUAUGUGGAGUACACUGACAAGACGUUCGCCACGAAGAAGGAGCGGACCAGGAGUGAAAAACACCUUGGGAUCCUUGGUCCGGUUAUCAAGGCUGAAGUUGGUGACACAAUUUUAGUGGAAUUCAUGAAUAAAGGGGACAAGAAUUUGAGCAUUCAACCACAUGGAGUACACUAUAGCAAAGGAUCUGAAGGCACAAACUAUAUAGAUGGUUUUGAGAAACCCGGAUCUCAUGUUCAGCCCAAUGAGAUCUUCACUUACAGAUGGACAGUGACAGAGGGCCCUUCCCAGAGCGAUCCGAACUGCCUUUCCUACCUCUACUACUCAGCAGUCGAUCCUGUUCAGGACACAAACUCUGGACUCGUCGGGCCUCUGCUAGUGUGCAGGAAGGAUGCACUCAAUGAGAAAGGCUUACAGAGAGGGGUUGAUAAGGAGUUCUAUCUGCUGUUUACUGUUUUUGAUGAGAAUUUGAGCUGGUUUCUAGAAGGCAAUAUUGAGAGGUUUGCAGCAGAGCCCUCCAGUGUAGAUCAGAUGGAUGAAGACUUUCAGGAAUCCAAUCAAAUGCAUGCGAUUAAUGGAUACAUGUUUGGUAAUAUGCCCGGCUUGGACAUGUGCAAGGGGGACAACGUCUCCUGGCACUUGAUGGGACUGGGGACUGAGGUAGACAUUCAUGGGGUCUAUUUCCAAGGAAACACCAUUCAGAGAGGAGGAAUGACAAGAGACACUCUCAGCCUGUUCCCCCACACCUCAGUCACUGCAGCCAUGCAGCCUGACACUAAUGGCAAAUUUGAAAUAAGCUGCAGGACCAGCGAUCAUUACUUGGGGGGAAUGAAAGGGUUUUAUUCUGUGCAUGACUGUGGCAACAGGACUGUCCCACACCAGCUGUUUGGCUUCUUGAGGACAUAUUACCUCGCUGCCGAGGAGCUGGAGUGGGACUAUUCACCGGACAGGAGCUGGGAGUUGGAACUACACAAUGCCUCUGUGGAGGAGAGUUACGGUCACGCCUUUGUUGGUAAAGGGGAAGAUCUGAUUGGUUCCAGGUACAGAAAGGUUGUGUACAGAGAAUACACCAACAGCCAGUUCACAGAGCUGAAAAAGAGACCUCCACAGGAACAACACUUGGAGAUAUUGGGCCCAAUAAUAAGAGCAGAAGUUGGAGAUGCCAUACUAGUUGUUUUUAAGAACAAGGCCAGUCGCCCUUACUCUGUUCAUGCUCACGGUGUGGAACGGGUCAAUUUGAAUAACACACUUGAAGUGCCAAAUACUGAGCCAGGUGACAUAAAGAUGUACAGAUGGAAUGUUCCUGAAAGAUCCGGCCCUGGCAGAUCUGACCCCAACUGUUUAACUUGGGUUUAUUAUUCAUCAGCUGACAUUGUGAAAGACAUGUACAGCGGUCUGAUUGGACCACUGAUAACAUGUCGGAAAGGAGUUUUGAAUGAGAAGGGUCUGAGGAGCGACGUGGACAGAGAGUUUGCUCUUCUCUUCAUGGUGUUUGAUGAGAACAAGUCCUGGUAUCUGAAUGAGAGCAUUCAAACAUACCUCCAUAAAGACCCCAAGGAGGUUGAAAAAGACGAACAUUUCUUAGAAAGCAAUAAAAUGCAUGCAAUCAAUGGGAAAAUCUAUGGGAAUCUUCAUGGUCUCACAAUGACUCAGAAGGAGAAGACUGACUGGUACUUGCUGGGAAUGGGCAAUGAAAUGGACAUACAUACGGUUCAUUUCCAUGCACAGAGCUUCAUCUUUAAGACAGACAAAGCGCAUCGAGCAGACGUGUAUGAUCUCUUUCCCGGAACCUUCCAGACUGUGGAGUUGAUAGCAGCGAACCCUGGAACCUGGCUCCUGCACUGCCAUGUGGCAGAUCACGUCCACGCCGGCAUGGAGACGACAUUCACAGUCGUCAGCCAAUCGGCUGCGGGUGAGUUGAAAAUCAAUUUCUUUGGGAAGAAGCUGGGCAAUACAGAAGCUAAAGCAGCACUGAUCACACUCGUCAUCUUAGGAUUACUGUACUGAUUCUUGUAUUGAUCGCUUUCCUUACUCUUUAAAGAGGAGGAAGUCCUGUUUUCCUGUUCAAAGAUCCGUGUUGCCAAAUGAUAAUCUAUGAACUAGAAAAUGAGACUGUUCUGGCACAAAAUAGUUCCUAGUGCACUCCAAUGUUUAUGCUGCUAAUAUUUUUAAGACUCUUUUAAAAAUAAAUAUGGCCUUAGUUAUCUAAUAUUGAACACUCUGCAACUUUGCACCUGGUUUGUGGUUUUCAGAUUCUGUACCACAGUUUUAGGUUGAUGUGGCUGAAUGUUUUCAAAGGGAAAUGAAUGCACUAGACAUUACAAAAAAAUUAUAUAUUUUUUAAGGAAUGUGUGUUAAUUGAUUGCACUGCACAAUAACAGAUACAGAACAGGUCUGAAUUCCAGUCUGGUUCUAAAGUAUAAUUGAAGAGUGUGCUGUUGUAACAUGUUUAACUGUGUAUCACGUGGAAUGAUACAGUAUAUGUACAGUGAGAACUGGAGGGACCGUUGGUACUGUAUUUACAAGGUUCCAACAUACAUUAUUGCUAAUGCUGCUGAACAAAGCAGUGUACCAUUGUAAUUUAUAGAUGGGUAAAUGAAGCAUAUAACUUGAAUGCAGUGUUAGAUAUAGUGUCUGUUUGUAAAAAUGAGGCUGCAUUUAAUAAGUUAAGCAUGUGUUAAAUUACUUACCAACAAAACUCUUUCUAUGGUUGCAAAUCACUUCUGCAACACAGUACCUAGUUAUUGUUGUGUCUUAUUAUUGCUUAUAAUUGCUGUGUGUACAGUUACUGUACAUUGCAUUUUUGUUUUGUUUUUUUGUUUUCCACUGAUUUAAAUUUAACACCAUUUUUUUAAACUUUAAACACAUUUUGUUGUUGUUGUAAUAAAUGCAUAAUGAUAAUAUAGUAUCAUACCACAAAAGUGAGUGGCAUUUUUUCUAAUAAAAAAGUUCCCCUCCAAA